Molecule: messenger RNA, 4932 nt
Organism: Lates calcarifer (barramundi perch)
Lineage: Eukaryota; Metazoa; Chordata; Actinopteri; Centropomidae
Product: rabenosyn-5
Exons: 12
Coding region: 229-2574 (781 amino acids)
Molecular function (GO): metal ion binding
Source: RefSeq, a predicted model, not a curated record
CGUCUCCCCUCCCGUUCAGACUGAAUGCUAAUCACAUGACCAGGCUCCUGCUUCUGCUGCUGCUGGUGUUGUCGAGCUGUCAAAGAGAAUCCAAACUGUCAACAACACAGUUACUGUUGCGUGAUGGAGCUACUAUGGGGUGGGUUGCACACCCCGUGACAUGUGGACCUAAGCAGGACCCUCCCACCUUGCACCCCUUCUCCAACAACAUAGCCUACGACUGCUGUCAUGGCUUCCAGCUACCCUCCCCCCUUUGAAGGCACAGGUGAAGUGAAGGAGGGCUUUCUUUGCCCGCUGUGCCUGAAAGACCUUCAGUCAUUCUACCAACUCCAAGACCACUAUGAAGAGGAGCACUCUGGGGACGACCGCCAUGUUAGGGGACAGCUCAAAAGUUUGGUACAGAAGGCAAAGAAAGCCAAAGACAAGCUGUUAAAGAGGGAUGGAGAUGACAGACCAGAUACUGGCAGUUAUGAGUCCUUCUACUAUGGUGGAGUGGACCCCUAUAUGUGGGAGCCUCAGGAACUGGGAGCGACUAGAAGUCACCUGGACUUAUUUAAAAAACACAGAGCAGCCAGGAUAGAUCAUUAUGUCAUUGAGGUCAACAAGCUCAUCAUCAGACUGGAAAAGUUGACGUCCUUUGACAGGACCAGCUCGGAUGCUGCCAAAAUCAGAGCCAUUGAGAAGUCUGUAGUUUCAUGGGUGAAUGACUCAGAUGUUCCGUUCUGUCCCGACUGUGGAAACAAGUUCAACAUCCGGAACAGACGGCACCACUGUCGUCUCUGUGGGUCCAUCAUGUGCAGGAAGUGCAUGGAGUUUGUCCCCUUACCCUUGGCCCAAAAGCUUAUUAACGGGACCCGAGAAGCCCUGUGUGUACAGGGAAGCCCUGGUCAGUCGCAGUCUCCCCCAGCAGGAGGUGGCAGCAGUGGUAUGGGCUCUAGGAGAGGCAGCAUCAGCAGCCUGAGCAGCGUUACCUCCAUGCUGGAGGAAAAGGACGACGAGAAGAUCCGCUGCUGCCACCACUGUAUGGACACACUAUUAAAGAGGCAGCAGAAACUGGAAGAGAAGGACCACAUGCCUGAUAUAGUGAAACUUUAUGAGAGGCUGAGGAUGUGCAUGGAGAAAGUGGAUGAAAAGGCUCCAGAAUACAUCAGAAUGGCUGAGUCGCUCAAUGCUGGAGAAACUACAUACAACCUUGACACUGCUGGUGGACUGAGACUGGAAGUACAGAAAUACUAUGAACUAAUCGAUGCUCUAAGUAAGAGGAUUUUAACACUGGGACUUAAAGAUGAUCCACAACCGCAUCCAAAGGCGCUCCAGCUGCAGAGGAUGGUCCGGUAUACAGCCACAUUAUUUGUUCAGGAGAAGCUGUUAGGUCUCAUGUCUUUACCCACUAAGGAGAAAUAUGAGGAGCUGAAAGAAAAGAGGAAACAAGAACAAGAGAAGAGACUCCAACAAGAAAGACUGCAGGCAGCCCAAGAGGCCCUGAAGAGGAGGCAGGAGUCUGAGAGAAACCGUCCACCCGUCAGUACCAAUGGAGAGCUGCUGCAGGCCCCUAGAGCACCACGCAUGACCAAAGCUGGUGGUUGGUUGCCCUCCGCAGACUCCGUGCACACACGCAUCGAGCUGGAAGACCCUCUCCUGCAGCAGAUUGAGAACAUUCAAUCAUUCCUGCGUCAGGCACGAGAGGCCAACAGGACAGACGAGGUGGCCAUGUUGGAGGAGAACCUGCGUCAGCUGCAGGAUGAAUACGACCAGCAGCAGACCAGCCUGGCCAUCUCUCUCUCCCAGAAGCUGGCUGAGGAGGAGAGCUUGCAGCAGGGGGAGUUCCAUCGCCUGGAGGCCAGGGAAAGGGAGGAGAGGGAGCACUGGGGCCCCGCAUUGGGCUCCACCCAGCCUUCCUACACCUGGGAGAAGUCUCUGAAUAUUGGCUCUCCGGGGGGUUUCCAGGAAGAGGAAGACACUGCAGCAGAGGAUCUGACGCCUAAAGCUGAGAGGAGCCCGUCGUCUCUACGAGCAUUCCCUGCUCUCACAAGCCAAGAGGAGUCACCUCCUAGGCUGAGGAGCUUAGGGGGACAUGUAACCCCCCCUGGUGGUGAAGGACAGAACAGUACCUCCCUUAACCCUUUCGAUGAGGAGGACUCUACUCCUAUUGAGGAGGAUCCCUCCAAUCCUUUCUCUGAGGACAUCAAGAGGGAACACAAAGAAGUAACCAAUGGGAAGAAAGAAUACAACCCCUUUGAUGAAGAAAACGUCACUGAUGACAAACAGGCUGAGACUGCACCUGGCAACCCCUUCGAGGAAGAUGACGACACUGACCCGCAUAACCCUUUUAUGGAGGCCUCUGGGAAUUCUCCAGAAGUCUCAACUAACCCCUUCGAUGGGGAGGAUGAUGACGAGGCUUUGCCUGAUUUGGACAUGAUAGAAGAGGAACUGCUGCUGCAGCAGAUCGACAACAUUAGGGCCUACAUUUUUGAUGCCAAGCUCAGCGGCCGUCUCGACGAGGUGGAGCUCCUGUCAGAGAAUCUGAGAGAGCUACAGCACACCCUACAGGAACAAAAGAAAAAGAAGCACUGACACCUUUUCUUCAAAAUUCCCACCCAUCACCUGCUAUUUACCAAGUCCUACAAGGCUAGCUUUAUAUGACUAAUGAGCCCACUGAUCAUAGGUUGGGUGAGGUCUGCUGCACCACAGAAAGAUUAGGUCGGUCCCAAUGUUAAAUGUAUAAAAAAAUCAGCAGUCUAGAAAGACUCCGUUACUUUCCAAACAUCUUUCUCAACCACUUAUCCUGCACAGGGUCACAGAGGGCUGGAGCCUAUCCCAGGAUGCACAGUUUUUAAGCACCACAGUGUUGCUGAAGAUAUUAACUCUGUUUUAUCAGUGAAAACAUGAACAAUGGAAGACAGAAGAAUGCCACUUUAAAGAUUUUUUUUUUACGACAGUCGGAUGUUUCUUUGAGUUGAGACUGGCUGUAGUCUCGUGGAGGUCAGAAUGUGUGAUUUGGUUCUCUGGCAGAAACUAUAAAUGAAGACUUAAUGUGUUACCAUGGCUAAGGUUGAACAAAGCCAUGGCUGAACAAACAGCCGUGGGAACAGUCCAUAGAUGCACAAAAUUUAUCGUUAAACAAUAAAUUAUUUUGAGAGCUUUUGUUGCCAAAUUAAAUUUAGAGGACUCCAUCGAUAUAACACCGAUAGAGUUUUUAUAAAACGCAGCAAAAUUGAUGAUUCAGAACCCAAGGAUUUUUUUUUAUUCCAUGCAUUCUUCUUGCUUGCUUAAAAUCUAGUGCCUACAUUACAAAUACUAAAUAUACUAGUAGCUGCUAGCCUCAAACAGAGAUGAGGAGCAGACUACAGAGGUCUUGUAAGCUCACUUCUUUCUAAUUCCAGACCCCCACAACUUCCAUUUAUUUGUGGCUACUUUAAAUCCUUGCUUUUCACUUAACUAAUGCCAGAAAACCAAACCAUGCAUGACUGUGGGCGACUUGGCCAUGGAAAUUUAAUGAGAAACUAAUGCAGUCAGACUUUCGUUUUUGGGCAGCCUGGUAAUUGAUCAUUAAAUAAAUUGUUAGAUAUUAAUAUAUGAUCACAGGCCUAAAUUACUAAUUCAGUCACACCACUUGCACCACUCGUCCCUGCAGCACUUAUGAGCCUUUUCUCAUAGAUCUGAAAAAUAAUUUAAAGGCAUAUUACACAGAAUUAUGCCAUUUUCGUUGCUAGUUGCUUGUCAGCCAUGCUGAUAGUGAUGUAUCUAUGAUUUCAUGAUUGUAAGGAAAAGCUUUUAAUCAUUAAUCACACUGCUAAUAACUACAGGUACGUUAGCUGUACGAUAUUCAGUUUCAGUGAAAUUUUUUUAUUUUUUUUUCUGUAAAACUGAAUUCAAGUGAACAUGUUAAGUUGUUAGGUGACAUUUUCUCUGUCUGCAUGGUUGAUAUGAUCUAGCAGAUUCAGUUAAUUAUAGGUUUUUUGUGCAUCUGGUCUGUGUCACAAUCAGCUUUGACAUGGUUGCAUUUGAGACCUUUCUUUAAAAAUUGCAUCUUAAAUGCCACAGGAAGCCAAGUGAACAAAAGGUUUUCUACGUCCUACUGUGUGACCCCAGCAGGUUGUGAUCUUGUUGUUUACAGUGGCUCUACCGAUCCAACUGAGCACUUGGGUUGUGUGAUUCAUGUGUCUGUGUGUCUUUGAAGUGCAGUUUGAUGCUGGUCUUCCUAUGGAGCUGGUGGCUGGGUCUGUCUUCCUGCUUUUGUUUUGUUUUUUUGGACAAAGUGAUAAAAUCUCUAAAUACAUCGCUCUUGUUCCGUGACAUCAGCGAAGAUCUGUAUGUAAAGCAUGUUAUCUGUCGAGUAGUUUCAUCAUUCAAGUUCAUCCAUUCAGCUCAACCAGCACUCACCAUAUACAUACUAAACACUAUUUGCCAAGGCACACUUGUAGGCAACUUCAAGUCAACGAACAAAGCACCAGAAUUCACUGAAAUCCCAGUGUGUACAGAAUUCAGUCCUUAGGUCAAAGCAACAUUUUAGACAUAUUUACACUACAUGAAUGCCAGCAAGUAUUAUCACUCACAGUGCUGCUAAGUCUGUCCUUACAUGAAUCUCAUUGUGCUUUCCUGUCAGUCUGACUGUUCACAUUUCUCUUCAUGGAUCGAAGUGUUUUGUGUUGUCCGUCAAUCUCACACUGCUUAUCUGUGACGUCCACAGACAACUGAGCAAAACAUGUGACACUAGAUGUUUUGUGACAGUGUGAAUAACUUGAGGAGCUUCUUCAUGUGUGUUAGCAAUUGAUUUUUCGCUUUGGAAGUAAUUUGACUAACAACUCUGCAUUUAAAACAGUAACUGCAAAAUACUGUAAAACUAAAAUUUUGGACACACAGAGAUCAAUUUAUUAACUUUAGAAAAUUCCAUCUCAGCAGCACCAAUAAAAAAAGUUGUCUACAGUAAAA